CCAUCAUCUAUUAUUAUCUCUGUCUAUCUCAAUAAUGGCUUCUUAUUAUUUUCACCUCCUCCUCCUGUCCCUACUCCUACUCCGCCGCGUCCACACCGCAUCCGCCCGCGGCGGCGGCUCUUUCUACAAAUUCACCAACUAUGACGGUCCUGCUUCACCGGUGCAGAUGAUGGACACAUCCUCCGAUGAUUUGCCUAGCUUCACUCAAGAAAAUGAAGAGCUUUAUAAUAAUAAGUACAACAAUAACCAGCAUGACGACACUCCCCCGUCUACAGCGCCGCCGCCGCCGCCCACAACCGCCGCGGCCAAAACUACAAAACUCCCGUGGAACGUCAAAGGCGAUGCAUACGUCACACCCGCGAAGCCAACCGAGGAGGACAUUGCUAAUCAUAAUUAUUAUAAUAAUUAUGCUCAAAGCACCCGCUACAGUGCUACUAGAAACUUGCCGCACUUGCCCCACAGCCCCAACCCCAACCCCGCCGUGCCCGGAGCUUCAAAGCUCCCGUGGAACUACAACAAAGUUGCAUACAUCACAUCCGCAGAGCCAACAACUGAGAAGGCGGAGGAGAUUCCAAAGAAUUACUAUGCUCAAAGCACCAUAACCAAAUCGCCGCCGCCACCGCACACAACCGCCGCCGCGGCCAAAACUAGAAAGCUCCCGUGGAACUACAACGAAUAUGCAUACAUCACAUCCGCGGAGCCAACAGCUGAGAAGGAGGAGGAGAUUCCUAAUUAUUAUGCUCAGAGCACCCGCGGCGGCGGCACCACCACUGAGAUACGUGAGACACCGCCCCUGAACCUCCCGUCCUACAACAGCAACUAUUACCGCCAGAAGGAGACGGAGGACGACGAGAGAAGCGCCGCCGUGGCCAAGAGCAAUAAGUACUAUUACUAUAAGAAUUACUUCCAGAACAAGCAGCAACCCCAGGGGAUGAGUGACAACAGAUAUGGACCAAACAAAAAGUACUUCACUAAAACUAAUAACUAUGAUGAUCCUACUGCUGCAAACAUAUUUGAUGAUGAAGACGACUUGCCAUGAUCAUCGUCGUCGUCAUUCAUAUAUCCUUUGCAUGCAUGCAUGGCGUACGUAUGUCUUCUUUUAAUUUUAUGAUCUUCCUUCUCGAUCAUUAUAUUGUGGUCUGCUACCAUUUUUAUUAUAUAAUGUUGUCCAGUUGUACGUGUGUUUUUUUGUGUGUGUUUGAUGUGUAAUCUCUGGGUCUUUUGA
Molecule: messenger RNA, 1225 nt
Organism: Cuscuta campestris
Lineage: Eukaryota; Viridiplantae; Streptophyta; Magnoliopsida; Solanales; Convolvulaceae
Source: the annotation of a GenBank genome assembly